Messenger RNA from Linum trigynum, 3324 nucleotides. NCBI's taxonomy places the organism in Eukaryota, Viridiplantae, Streptophyta, Magnoliopsida, Malpighiales, Linaceae. The record is from the annotation of a GenBank genome assembly.
UACUAUGCGAUUUGUAUGGUCCAUCCACGUCCCACGAUACCAUAUCACAACCUGUGCUUUUAGAAAAUGUUAUUCAGUAACAAAAGUUAAGCAAAAACCAAAAAGUAAUCUUCAAGAGGAAAGAAAGACAAACGAUUCAUCCAGAAGUGAAAUAAAUAGGUUUAAUACACUUGUAUAUCCAAAACUUUCACGGUUGUGCUAAUAAUAUCCAAAUUUCUCGGAAUAUCACUUAUAUCCAUGUUUUAAAGUUGUUCUUUGCCAAAUCUAUCCAUUUUCCAAUAUAUUUUUGGUUAAAUACGCUUCUAUAUCCAAAAACACCGUUAAAGAAUGUGAAGGAAUUGGAUAUAACUGGUAUUUUGGGAAAUUUGGAUAUUAUUGGCACAACCGUGAAAUUUUGGAUAUACAAGUGUAUAUAACCAAAUAAAUAAGAGAGAAACAAGUUGUGGAACUGGAAACAUUUAAAAAAAAAAGCUCCCUUCAAAAUGACGUGAAAGCGACGCCGUUUUACUCCUGAAAAACGCCUGCAAACCGACCGCGAUCGUGGCUUCGGAUUUCUCAUCCCCGCACAGAUCUAUCUAAUCUAUCUCCGCUGCUGCAGAAGGAAUUUUUUUGCAUCAAUUUGCCGGCGAAGUUCUCAGAAGGGAGAAAGAAAGCGGUGAAUCGAGCAACAAUGUCGCACAGCGACACCAUCCCUCUCCACUCUUCCUCGCAGUCGGACAUCGACGAGAUCGAGAAUCUAAUCAACGCCAGCGUCCAGUCCGGACCGGCAACAGUUCAACCCGCCCGCCCACCGAGUCCGCCGCGGAUCCCCGUCUCCUCCUCUCCGUUUCUUCAAUCCAACCUCCCUCCCCCACCGACUACAGCGGCAGCGAAGCUUCCCCCGCUCCCGUCGUCCUCCGCGCCGCCUUCUGUGCUUCCCGCCACUGUCCCCGCGCCCGCGGCCCAGCUACCUCACGGGAGCUCGGCCGGAUCGAACAAUUACGCGGCAUCUGGAUUCGGCCCGGCUCCGAACACGUUGACGGAGCCCGUAUGGGACACGGUGAAGAGAGAUCUGUCGAGGAUCGUGAGCAAUUUGAAGCUGGUGGUGUUUCCGAAUCCGUUUAGGGAGGAUCCGGGGAAGGCGUUGAGGGAUUGGGAUCUUUGGGGCCCGUUCUUCUUCAUCGUGUUCUUGGGGCUCGUCCUCUCUUGGUCCGCCUCUGUGAAGAAGUCUGAGGUUUUUGCUGUUGCAUUUGCUCUACUUGCAGCUGGUGCUGUUAUUUUAACUUUGAAUGUUCUGCUACUGGGUGGGCACAUAAUCUUCUUCCAGAGUCUUAGCCUUCUAGGUUACUGUCUCUUUCCUUUGGAUGUGGGUGCCCUAAUUUGCAUGUUGAAGGACAACGUAAUCCUGAAGAUAGUAGUGGUGUGCGUCACUUUAGCUUGGAGUUCAUGGGCAGCCUACCCCUUCAUGAGCUCAGCAGUGAACCCGAGGCGAAAGGCCCUCGCACUCUAUCCCGUCUUUCUCAUGUACGUAUCUGUCGGGUUUCUCAUCAUCGCCAUUGAUUAAAUGCAUUGGCAGCUCCCCUGCUACGGGACUCGACGUGAAUUGAAAUUCAAAACCCCCACAGUAUAUAGGUUUCCUAUUAGGAUCGUCAUUGGUGCUUUGGUCGACUGAGAAUUACUGCAUCUCUGUUUUGGCUACUCUUUGCUGCCGACGUUAUGAAACUUUGAUGUGGCCAUUUUGUACUUAAAACUUGUUACAUCAUCUUCUUGGGAGCGUUCGAUUUUGAGAGUGAAGCUGGAGUCUAGAGCGUUAUGGUCAGAUCUCGUUGUAGUUUGUUUCCCUUUUCGUAUGCUAGUGCUGAUAAAGGACAUUUCCAAACUGUUUUACUGUAAACCAUCAUGUGAUCCAUAUUCGGUUGAUUUUGAGGUUAGACCUGACUUCUGAGGGAGAUCUUGGUUUGAAAGUGUAUAAGUUUGGAGUCUGGGAUUCAAUUGCUUUCACUUGCUUUUCUUGUGCUGUUGACCUGUUGUCCAGAGGGAUUGGUGGGCUUAUAAAGACUGUGGGAUAAUGGGAUUGCAUUGGCCCAAUACAUUGGGAAAUUGGGGGUGUUUGGGUUGGUGGUUGAGAGUGGCCAAGUGUUUCAGGCUUUCAGCUGGAUGGGAAAGCCUAAGCAUUUGACCUAAUUUGGUGAGCAUUCUAAGUACUUGAAGAAUAAUGACAACAGUGACAUGCGAUGUAGUUGAACCAUAGUUAAAAGGUGAGCGUAGAACCGUAAGUUUAUACUGUAAAAUUGUGUGUAACCUCCCGGUUACAACCAGUCUCUUGUUUACAUAAACUCGAGGCUUCAGAUAACCAUCAUUUUCCGCGUUUCGAAAGUCUCUACUUAAAACAUACUAAUUUAACAAACUCUUAAACUAGAGUGAAUUCUAGCUCAUUACGAGAAAAAGUUAGUAGACAUCAUACGAGCUGAAUAAAUCACAACUGGUUAAAAAGUCGACUCCUUGCCACAUUAGAUGUAGAGAAUCAAUGAAUCAUAGUAGUUUAGUACAAUAAGACAGUCUACACUAGACAACAGACUAGAGAAAGGGGUCUGAGGUUUGCUUUGGAUACACUCAAAAGCCUCAGAUAAUGCAGGUUGCAGCUAAUAAUGCCAAAACCACAUUGCUUGUCAGUGUGGCCAAAGCCCAACCCCAAAAAACCUCAAUCAACCCAUUGGCUGGCUCUGGCGCCAUCUGAAUCCAAAAAAUUGGCCUCUGCAUGCCACUGCGGGUUGAGAAACGUGCACAAAAUAUUUCUAGGGCACUGGUCCUCCAAGAACAGAAGAAAGGGUUCACAGUAACGACAUCCAAAGAGGAUUCCUUUCAUCUUUCGUUAAUGGCCCCAAGAACAAUAUUUCUUGUACAGAACAAUGGCGAUAGAGAUAACUCAUCUUGAGCCCAGCCACUGCCACAGUAGGAUUAUUAUCUUCUUUCUCUCUCUCUCACACACAUUACUAUGUUUUACUCUCUCACCCAUUUUGCGUCCCCGUUAAUUCUCGACAUCGUACCAAAACUAACAUAUAGCGAGAUAUUUCAUGUUCGAGUCGGACCACCAUUGUUAUAUGUACUAUGUUUUCCUAUAUACUACUUUUCUAUAUGGUUGUGAUUUAUCUACUAGUCUUGGUCUAAAUCCUAGUAGACCAAUAUAGCAUUGCAAUAUCGUGUUCAUAGCUUGAUUUUUAUUUUUUUUGGUUAAUCAUUCAUAUGGUUGAAAUUCGAGUCGAAAAAAAAGUACAUGGACGAGAACAGACUCGGGCACAACCAAGUAGAUUUGGGUCAUUUAGAAAAUAAGGGUCCGUACUGUUC